UGCAUCGUCCUAAUCAGUCAUCACAAUAUAGACGUAUUAUUUGUUGAUGCAACCCAAUGAAACGCACUCUGGCUGGUCCCCUUCCUGUGGUCGUGACGUGCCCUCAGAGUCUGCGCCGCUGAUUUCCGUCCGCACUGAACACCAGACUCGAAGAAGCGCAGCGUACACUUCGUUCCGGCCGCCGGGAAACCCGCACAGACACACUCGCCUUUACCCAGACUGAAGGGACGGGGCUACGAUGAGAUAAACAUCACAGGAAGAUGUUUGUAGCCCACACAAGGGGAGAAGGGAGCUAUCCUGUCGUGAAAAAUAGGUAACCAAGAGGUGUGCCGCCAACAUGGAUCAACAGGCACUUUUGGGGCUGAACCCCAAUGCGGAUGCCAACUUCAGGCAGAGGGCUUUGGCUUACUUUGAACAGCUGAAAGUUUCUCAAGAUGCCUGGCACGUUUGUGCAGAAGCCUUGGCUAAAGGCAUAUACAGCGACGACCAUGUUAAGUUUUUCUGCUUUCAGGUUUUGGAGCAUCAGAUUAAAUUCAGAUACGCCAUGCUGACAGCAGUCCAACAGCAGCUGGUCAGAGAGACUCUGAUGACUUGGCUUCAGUCUCAGCUCAUGAAUGCCCAACCUGAAAAAACCUUCAUUCGCAACAAAGCCGCCCAGGUUUUCGCCUUGAUGUUUGUGAUGGAGUAUCUCACCAAAUGGCCCAAGUUCUUCUUCGAUAUCCUGACUGUGGUUGGGCUGAACCCGCGUGGAGUGGACCUCUACCUGAGAACGCUAAUGGCCAUCGAUGCUGAAGUCGUGGAUCGAGACAUUGUCCAUACGGGAGAGACGUGUUCUCUUUACCUUCAGGAGACGCGUAGAAACACUUUAAUCAAAGACACUAUGAGGGAGCAGUGCAUUCCCAGCCUGGUGGAGUCCUGGUAUGAGAUCCUGCACACCUACCAGCACAGCAACUCGGAGCUUACCUGUCAGUGCCUGGAGGUAGUGGGGGCCUUCGUCUCCUGGAUCGACCUCAGUCUCAUCGCCAAUGACAGGUUUGUGAACAUGCUGCUGGGUCACAUGUCAGUGGAGGUGCUGCGGGAGGAGGCCUGUGACUGCCUGUUUGAGAUUGUCAACAAAGGGAUGGACCCCAUCGACAAAACCAAGCUGGUAGAGUCGCUGUGUCAGGUGCUGCAAGCAGCCGGCCUCUUCAGCAUUCAACAGGAGGAAGACGUGGAUUUCCUGGCCCGGUUUUCCAAGCUGGUGAACGGGAUGGGCCAGUCUCUGAUAAUCAGCUGGAGCAGGCUGGUGAAGGUGUCGGAUAUGAAGGGUGCGCAGGACACCCUGCAGGCCAUCGAGUCCAAGGGGCCUCUGAUGCUGCAGCUGCUAGUGCACGAGGAUGAUGACAUCUCCUCCAACAUCAUCGGCUUCUGUUACGACUACCUGCACAUCCUGAAACAGCUUCCGAUGCUGACAGACCAACAGAAAAGCAACGUUGAGGCAAUCAUGUUGGCCGUCAUGAAAAAACUGACUUACGACGACGAAUACAAUUUUGAAAGCGAGUGGCGUUGCUUUACAGUAGUGAAUGAUGUUUGCUGUGUCUACCAGGGGGAAGAUGAGGCGAUGUUUGUGGAGUACAGGAAGCAGUUGAAAUUGCUGCUGGAUCGACUGGCACAGGUCUCUCCAGAGCUUUUAUUAGAGGCUGUCCGCAGAGUGUUCAACACAGCAAUACAGAGCUGGCAGUGCACUGCGUUUAUGGAGGUGGAGGUAGCGAUCCGGCUGCUCUACAUGCUUGGGGAGGCUCUCCCUGCCUCGCAUGGGGCUCACUUCUGUGGGGACGUCGCCAAGGCCAGCGCCCUGCAGGACAUGAUGAGAACGCUGGUAACCUCGGGUGUCAGCGAGUACCGGCACGCAUCCGUGGUGCUGGAAUUCUUUGAAACGGUGGUGCGAUACGACAAGUUCUUCACUGUGGAGCCUCAGCACAUUCCACAUGUUUUGAUGGCAUUUCUAGAUCACCGGGGCUUGCGACACAGCAGCCCCAAAGUACGAAGCCGGACGUCAUAUCUGUUCUCCAGAUUUGUCAAGACAUUGCACAAACACAUGAGUGCCUUCAUAGAGGAUAUCCUGAGCAGAAUCCAGGACCUGCUGGAGUUGUCUCCUCCUGAGAACGGUUUCCAGGCCUUGCUGUCCAACGACGACCAGCUGUUUAUUUUUGAAGCGGCCGGGGUGCUGAUCGUCAACAGCGAGUACACUGCGGAGCGGAAGCAGGCCCUGAUGAAGAACCUGCUCACCCCGCUGAUGGAGAAGUUCACAAUCUUACUGGACAAGCUGCCCAUGGAGCAGGACGAAGGGAGGCAGGCCGCGCUGGCAGACUGUCUAAACCACGCGGUGGGCUUCGCCAGUCGAACCAGCAAGGCGUUCAGCAACAAGCAGACCGUGAAGCAGUGCGGCUGCUCAGAGGUGUACCGCGACUGCCUGCAGACCUUCCUGCCGGCUCUCAGCUGCCCCGUGCAGAAGGAGGUCCUGAGGAGCGGGGUGCGCACCUUCCUGCACAGGAUGAUCAUCUGCCUGGAGGAGGAGGUGCUGCCCUUCAUCCCCUCCGCCUCCGAGCACAUGCUCAAAGACUGCGAGGCCAAGGAUCUGCAGGAGUUCAUACCGCUCCUCAACCAGAUCACAGCCAAGUUCAAGGCCCAGGUGUCCCCUUUCCUGCAGCAGGUCUUCAUGCCUCUGGUUCAGGCGAUCUUCGAGGUGCUGGCCCGACCCGCCGAGGAGAACGAUCAGAACGCCGCUCUGGAGAAGCAGAUGCUGCGGAGGAGCUACUUCGCCUUCCUGCAGACGGUCGCUGGCAGCGGCAUGAGUGAGAUCAUCGGCAACCAGGGGGUAGAGAACGUGGAAAGGGUUUUGUUCACCGUCAUCCAAGGAGCUGUUGACUUCCCCGAUCCUAUUGCUCAGAAAACCUGCUUCAUCAUCCUUUCCAAACUGGUUGAGCUUUGGGGUGGGAAGGAUGGACUGGUCGGUUUUGCAGAUUUCAUCUACAAACACAUGGUGCCAGCUUGCUUCCUGGCACCGCUGAAGCCCACGUUCGAUUUGGCUGAUGCUCAGACUGUCCUGGCUUUGUCGGAGUGUGCAGUGACUUUGAAAACUAUUCAUCUCAAAAGGGGACCAGAAUGUAUUCAGUACCUUCAGCAAGAAUACCUGCCUUCACUGCAAGUAUCUCCUGAGAUCAUCCAGGAAUUUUGUCAAGCACUUCAGCAACCGGAUUUAAAAGUUUUUAAGAAUUACCUAAAGAUAUUCUUUCAACGAGCGAAACCCUAAACUAGACUGUGCUGGGAUCUGGACUCUGAAUGAAGACCCUAAACUGGACUAUGCCGGGAUCUGGACUCUGUGAAUGAAGACCCUAAACUGGACUGUGCUGGGAUCUGGACCCUGCCAAUGAAGACUGCAGAGAUGUUGCUGGCUCCGAGGUUUAUUAGUGGAAAUGCUUCGCGCUUAUGGAAUUGCAUAAUCAAGCCCAUAGUUUCUGUUUAAACGUCAGUACGGUGCAGAUAAACACAGACUGCUUUCUGGGAGACUCAAUCCUGGCCAGCUGCAGCUGAGCAACCCCUGCCACUCAUUACCUUGUAUAUUCAUUCUAAAGAGCAGCUGUAAGGAACAUAGAGGAUUCAGCUUAAUGCAAGCAGAGAAUGGCUGUAAAUGUUAAAUAAAUAAAAAAAAAAACAGCGGAGGUGGAAUGACUAAACUCUGCUAAAAACAUGUAAAUUAAAAAUAAAUUCAAAGGAGCGAUAUGUGUAGAUUUGAACUAAAGCACAGCUGAGUAUUGCUGUUAAAGAAAAUAAAUGCAGAUUUUACGUAGUGAAGAUUUUCAAAAUCAUUGUCUCACAGCUGAAGAUGACUUGCAGGUGAAUUGUAAGUACACGCGGCUGUUCUGCCUUGCUUGCGUACAGGAAGGAGCUGGUAUUCUGCCCUUUAGGUAACAUGCAUGCCCUUAAGCACCAGGUAUACUGGCUCUGGGGUAAGAAGAGCUAAAUCUGUUUGUUCUCGAUGCCACAAACACAACGGAGAUCAGCUAUGAGGGGACUGUCCAGGUUAAAGGAAGCAUAAAAGUGUCAAGUGAUUUCUAUUCAUUUCGAAUGACGUUUCUUUUUUUUGUUUAUGUUUAUAAAGUUUCCCUGGGUUUUGAAGUACUCUGGAAACAGCCUAGGAAAAAGACCGGAAUACUGCUAUGGGUUUUAUUUUCUGUUUUUUAGUUUCUUUUAUCGUUUAGAAUCUGCAAAUAAACACUUUUAAACAAGUGAA
Molecule: messenger RNA, 4273 nt
Organism: Acipenser ruthenus (sterlet)
Lineage: Eukaryota; Metazoa; Chordata; Actinopteri; Acipenseriformes; Acipenseridae
Product: exportin-T
Exons: 25
Coding region: 338-3292 (984 amino acids)
Biological process (GO): intracellular protein transport; tRNA re-export from nucleus
Cellular component (GO): nuclear matrix; nuclear pore; cytoplasm
Molecular function (GO): small GTPase binding; tRNA binding
Source: RefSeq, a predicted model, not a curated record